AUUGUCAUUUUACAGAGCCAGUGACAAAACUUUUCAAACGCCCCACGUAACUGUAUCUAAUGGUUUGGCUUUCAGGUGGAUUGAAAGUGAAGAAGUAAAUUCCCUUUUCAAAUGGUUGAAUCCAAAUAGGAAGGCUCUUUCUGGAAAAAUUUUGAAUGGUGCAUCUUUUAAACAUAAUCAUUGGAUAAAACAGCAAGCAUCCAAUUUGUCCUAA
Molecule: messenger RNA, 214 nt
Organism: Entrophospora candida
Lineage: Eukaryota; Fungi; Glomeromycota; Glomeromycetes; Entrophosporales; Entrophosporaceae
Source: the annotation of a GenBank genome assembly